This is a messenger RNA of Saprolegnia parasitica CBS 223.65, 474 nucleotides long. RefSeq lists its product as hypothetical. The coding region runs from base 1 to 474 and encodes 157 amino acids. The record is from RefSeq and is a predicted model, not a curated record. Gene Ontology annotation, molecular function: serine-type endopeptidase activity. The transcript is spliced from 2 exons. Gene Ontology annotation, biological process: proteolysis. NCBI's taxonomy places the organism in Eukaryota, Oomycota, Saprolegniomycetes, Saprolegniales, Saprolegniaceae.
AUGCUUGUCCCCGCCCCCAACGACCUCGCCUUCUUCUCGUCCAAGGGCCCCACCAAGUACACGGGCGCUGACGGCAAGCCGCGCAACCUCGUCAAGCCUGAUAUCGCCGCCCCCGGCUUCUUCACGCGCUCGGCUGGCAUCAAGGCCACGAACGAAUACGUCAAGAUGGCCGGUACGUCGAUGGCCGGCCCCCACGUCGCUGGUGUCGUCGGUCUCCUCAAGAGCUCCAAGGCCGACUUGACGUACGAGGAAGUGUACGCCUACGUCACCAAGUACGCCUUCACCAAGACGUUGACGCCCGAGCCGGCCACGUGGGUCGGCAAGGCCAACGCGACGCUCCCGGGUGCGCCCAACUGCGGCGGUGUCUCGGACGCCUCGUUCCCUAACAACCGCUACGGUUUCGGUCGCGUCGAUGUCGCCAACAUGUACGACAACGGCAAGCUCAAGCCGGUCAACCCCAACCCUGCCUGCUAA